Molecule: messenger RNA, 1734 nt
Organism: Colletotrichum chrysophilum
Lineage: Eukaryota; Fungi; Ascomycota; Sordariomycetes; Glomerellales; Glomerellaceae
Exons: 2
Coding region: 1-1734 (577 amino acids)
Source: RefSeq, a predicted model, not a curated record
AUGUGGUUGACUCAACGUGGCGAGUCUGGCGGCGAUGGAUUCUGGGUUGUUUGCAGCAGCGUUGAAGACGAGGGUCGAUAUUGCUUGAUGCCCGUCGCAUCGAUCGGCUUUGCUUCUGAUGAAGGUGAUCCUCUAUCUAUCGGCUCUAGCGACCGCGUUCUGAAAGAGGUUCCGAACCAAACCACAUUGAACCUCAUUCUCAAGUGGCUCAAAGCCUGCGAUGAGCACCCGUACUGCAAAGCGCAGCAAGCUCCAAUGCCAACUCGCCUUUUGGACGUUGGCACGUCAGACUCUGGGUCAAUCAUUAAACUCGUUCAGCCGGACCCUGACCUCUGUAACCGCUAUGUCACCCUCAGUUACUGUUGGGGAAAGGGGGAGAAACACUUUGUUACCACCAGUGAGACCAUUCAGGCUCGAAGAGACGGUAUUGAUAUCAAUCAACUUCCGCAAACUCUUCGAGACGCUGUAACUCUGACUCGAAUGGUCGGGGUAAGAUACCUUUGGAUCGACAGCCUAUGUAUCUGUCAGGAUGACCUGAAGGACUGGGAACGAGAGUCAGCGCAAAUGGCUGCUGUGUACUCGAACUCGUAUCUGACGCUUGCCGCUGUAAAGUCCGGCGAUACCAAUGGAGGUUUACUGUCAGCUCGAAUCCCUCAAACCUACUUCAAACUUCCACGGAAGGGUUCUUCUCCAGAUGAGUACAUCUUGGCAACGGCCUUGACCCUCGAUCACGAUACCAUUCACCAAUUUCAUAUGCGGAUGAAAAAGGAGCCUCUCACGAAGAGAGCGUGGGGCUUCCAGGAACGUGUCCUCGCUCGCCGAAUUCUGCACUUCUCAAGCCAGCAGAUGUACUGGGAAUGUCUCGAAGGGUUUGAAGCAGAGCAAGGACUGAAGCUGAACUACCGCAUACCUUUCAUCAACGAUGACACCCAGCUUGUGGAGUACGUUGAUCAGCGUCGCAACAAUGCCCAUCCCACAAAUCCUAGGUGGGAAGGACUCGACCACUCCUCCACCUUGACGAGAAAUUGGCACGAACUCCUCUGGGAGUACGGCCCGCGAGAGUUGACAAAUCCUCUGGACAAGCUUCCAGCAUUCUCUGGCAUUGCUAAGUCCUUGAGCAAAGGCUUCAAAGAUGAAUACUUGGCCGGUCUUUGGCGUGGGUCCUUGAUCGAAUGCUUAUGCUGGCAGGCUCUGCGCUGUAAACCCAUCGAGCAGUACCGCGCACCCUCAUGGUCUUGGGCCUCAGUCGACGGAAUACCGGCGACCGGGUUAAUUGGGGUGACGGAAGAAGUGGCAAAUGUUCUUGAAGCCAAGGUUGAAAUCGACGGGGACAACCCCUUUGGUCGCGUGAAAGACGGCUGGAUCAAGCUCGAGGCGCCCCUGGUCAAGAUGUCGCUCUCUGAUGCUAAGGGGCCCACAGGCCAUAUGCUGUUCCGAAGCGAGAAGGGAGGCGAUGAUUGCUUCGGCAUGCUGGACACCAUCAACCGAAGCUAUGAGGCCAGUGCAGAGCUCAUCAGAUCUAUGGAAGUGUACGCAUUGAUAUUGGCUUACACCUACGGCGGACCAGGAAGACCAGACCCCGAGCGGAAGAAUCCCUGCGCUCACGGGAUUUACGUCACUCCCGCAAUGGACCGGCCAGGCUGUAUGAGAAGAAUUGGCGCAGUUCUUCAGGACGUCAAGGAGUUCGGCGCUGAUGAGCUUGCAUCUUCUAGAACUACCGUAACAAUAGUUUGA